This is a messenger RNA of Beta vulgaris subsp. vulgaris (sugar beet), 833 nucleotides long. Its product is annotated as protein FAR1-RELATED SEQUENCE 5-like. Lineage: Eukaryota; Viridiplantae; Streptophyta; Magnoliopsida; Caryophyllales; Amaranthaceae. The coding region runs from base 21 to 818 and encodes 265 amino acids. The record is from RefSeq and is a predicted model, not a curated record. Gene Ontology annotation, biological process: regulation of DNA-templated transcription. The transcript is spliced from 2 exons.
ACCGUACGAAUAAGUAUGGGAUGAUUUGUGGUCCGUUUGUUGGGAUGAACCAUCACCAAAGGAACGUGAUGUUUGGUGUUGGUUUCCUAUUGAACGAAGACACCGAUUCUUUUGUGUGGUUGUUUGACUCGUUUUUGAAGAGUAUGGGAGGUAGGUCGCCGAUUACCAUUAUGACUGACCAAGAUGCUGCGAUGGCGAAGGCUAUAAGCAUUGUUUUUCCCAAUGUUAUACAUCGUCUGUGUAUAUGGCACAUCGGGAAAAAUUCCAUCAACAAUAUAAAAGGUUUGAGGGGAAAGGCUGGAUUUGUGGAUCUAUUCAAUUAUGUUCUAAAACAUUGUGAGACCAAGAGUGAGUUCAAGCACUACUGGACAAGUAUGAUUACCAAGUACAAGUGCGCUGCAUGUCCUUGGUUGAUUAGGUUGUACAAGUUAAGGAAGAUGUGGUGUCCAGUUUACUCCAAGGAUUACUUCUCAGGAGGGGUGCUGUCUUCUCAAAGAAGUGAGACUACAAACCAUUCCUUGAAUCAAAGGCUUCAUAGCAUGCAAGGCCUUUGUGAUUUCUACAAGGUUUUUAUAGAUGUUGUUGAGGAAUGGAGGGAUAGGGAGAAUGGUGAAGAUUACAAUGCACUUAAUGGCAACAAACAUCUAGCAUUUGUAGAUGUUAAGUUACUAAAUGAGGCGAAGAAGAUAUACACUGUGGCUGUGUAUUUGACGUUUGAGGAAAAUUUCAUAAGAGGUGCGUCAUUUUGCCAGAAACUAGUCAAGUAUGACCCCCUUUCUUUGAAUACCAUGUGGGACGCACUGAGAAAGAAUAUCUAAUGCAUCUUGUUAGAU